Messenger RNA from Fonsecaea multimorphosa CBS 102226, 3897 nucleotides. RefSeq lists its product as uncharacterized. NCBI's taxonomy places the organism in Eukaryota, Fungi, Ascomycota, Eurotiomycetes, Chaetothyriales, Herpotrichiellaceae. Bases 1 to 3897 code for a protein of 1298 amino acids. The record is from RefSeq and is a predicted model, not a curated record. The transcript has 2 exons.
AUGGAAUCCCAGAAGCCAUGGCUGGCCGAGUUCAUCAAGUCCAGUCUUGAUGCGUGGUUUCGCGAACUCGAAGGAUGCCGCUCUGCCGACUAUCAAUUCCAGAAAAUUGACGACAGUUUGAAAGCAAGUUACAAGGCGCCAUGUCAACAGACUGUGUACCUUCUGAAGCUGCCGAAACUAGGUACAACAGAACCACGAGGAGAGAUCUCUGACGGAAUACACAAAAUAGAAAGCAUUUUCACCAAAGGCACGGCAAGUGAGAUAAUAGACUCUGGUGCUCAGCAUGGAACACCCUUACAACUCGUCGAUCCCGUCCUUCGAGUCACCCCUCAUGUCAACCCACCCAAGCCUUUGCUCGAGAUUACGACCUGCAAGAUUGUGGAUGAGGCGGAUCGGAUAGAACGAAAUCUUUCUUCUGGCUGUGCUGUCACUGAAGACCAAGAUGUACGCAAGAGAAUGUCUAAGUAUUGGGCCAAGAAACGACACAACCGUGCUCCCUCAACGCCCGCCUCACGCGGUAGCCCCGCCUCUAUCAAAUCACAGGUUGCUUUCAGUCCACCGAUAUCUCAUAGGGCUACAAACCCUGAUGGCGAUGUUGAGAAGAAUGAUGAGGAGGAUUUAUCGCAGCAGCCAUUCUGCACCCAAGUUCCCAAUGGUCUCAGUGGUUGGAACCUGACCACCCCAACUGAACCGACUCCCCUCGAAAUAAAAAGGGCAGACACCAGUGAGCAAGAGGAGCAUUUUCUACCGUCGGCUCAGGAUAUACAAGGGGGAAAUGGUGUUCCGGAUUGUAUCCCUUCAAAUCAGACACAACAGCCCGCACCGAAACUCCUAACUACUGCAGAAAUCAUCACGCCAUCCAACGAGUCUGUCUUGCCUCCGUCGACGACAACCGGCCAAGGGAGAGGGCUAGCACCCAGGCGCCUCUCGCAUUCAGCAAAUCCUACCCUGCCGCGACUUCAGGUCACUCCUACCUUGACAGCAGACAAUGAAAAAAGCAGUCCUGUAGAAAUAUCUGAGCUUGGCGGCAACGUUCCAGAAUCUCCGGGGCACUCAGCGGACCAUGCCUACAAAGAGCCAUGCAAUCUAGCCACAAAAUGGAGUCCUCCAAAGCGGAUCAUUGUCACGCGAUCGGAUCAAGAGCGUCCUAGUCGUUUCCAGCGUUGGCGUGAUGAAGCACAAGCAGGGAGAUAUAUUCCCAGACACAUCCAAAAGAUCCCAAAAAAACAGGCAAAGUUGUUGGCAUCGCUUUUGGAGUCCGGAGACAGUUGGCAGCCACCUCUCGUUGGUCGCACACAGAGGCCAGGAGAGGUUCCUCUAGAACUCCUGGUAGAACUCUCCGACGCUGCAGAUGAACGAGCGAGCGGUCCAGCUUCGUCCUCCACGGAUGUAGAACCUGAGGCCUCGGGACAGGAUCCACGUCCAACUGAACAUGGACAAGGUCAAGAUUUGAAACCGGCCAAUCCCAGCGAAGGGAACGCAAGCGAUUCCGAGGAAUUUGCUGACUGGUCUCAAAGUCCGCCAACUCAACAGCGGCGAGCGACUAAACUGCCACCGAACAGCCCUCUCCCAGACCUAACACGACAGAAACGACUUUCUUACCAUGCUGAUAGUAGAGAAAAAGAGAGCGCAAUGCUAAGCGGUCAAGAACCGUCAUCAGGCAGUGCCACCAGCCAGGCACGAGGGUCGAAAGUUCAAUCAUCGACCCAUGAUCAUGGUCCCCUUCCUCUGGGGUCAGGUUCACAUCAGAGUGCCUCUUCAGCUGAGGAUACCCCACUAUCGGCGCAACUACAACAUGCUGAUGUGAAUGACAAGAGCUCAUCCCAGGAGGACAAUGCUUCCAUGGUUGCAGGGGUAUCAGAUGGUUCCAGUUCAAAGAAAAUACAGGUUACAAGGACGCCGUACGGCGGCAAAGGAUCCAGUUUCCCCCGGCUCAUUGCUUCGCGAAUGACUUCGACCAUGGCCAAAAAUGGGCUCGAUGAUGGAAACCCUACUUCGACUUUCGUGCCCGGAACUUACAAUGAACCAAGCUCAGGGGUCCUUGCUGCGGUUGCGAUGAAAGCUCGAAGCAGUGCUCCUUUACCGGUAGAUGGGAGCUCAAAUCCGACUCCAGAUUCGGAUCCAAAUAGCCACACUGUAGCACACUUUGAACCGCAAGUGUCUGAAGCGACGAGAUUCGAAGAUGCUAACCCAGACAAGACAUCGAGUCCGAUCUGCGGUGCAAGCUUGGACAAUACUCUCUCUGCCAGCGCUGACUCACAAGAAAAGGUACAGCCUGGUCCUGACCAGCGGCAUCUGCCGUUUUGUGGCAAUAGCGACGAUCUUGGCUCUCGGCUGCAACAAUCUGAGUUGGCAGGAGCCAGGGUUGUUGAUGCUGGAGGAGGCGCAGGAAGACGAAACCGUGCUAUUGGGGCAGAAAAUAGUCCAGGAUCAUCCAAGGAGGCUGGUCCUAGAGCCGAUGAAAACGCGUUGGUGCAGUCCGUGUCUCAGACUCAUGAGUUGAUUUCUGUUUUGGCAAAACGGAAGCGAACAAACUCGGGAAUCAGCGAUGUUCCCAUCAAAAGGCAACGGCAAGAGCAAGAAGGGGCCACCGAUCAUGAAAAUGGAAAAGAGCCAGAACAUCGUGAGCAGCGACCACCGGAGCCUGACAUGCUCUAUGACGUUAUACGAUGUGUUAUGUCAACGCCUCAAAUAACAACGGGUCGCAACGGUGAGAGUCUACUGUGUGAAGAAAGGACACAAUAUCGUCAGGAGACCUCGCGGAUGAUGGGCAACCCCCAAGCAUCAACACGAGACUCUCUCUUGUCAUCGAGGGAAGAUGAUGACGGCAGGAGUGGCCCCAUGGGAUCCUCACCAAAGCAGGGAAGGCGCCAUCAGCAGCUAGACUCUGCAAACAAUACACCUAGGCGGUCAUCGACACCGAUCACUCGCCAAUCUGCAUAUGGUGGAGUGAGCAAUGGAGAAGUCAAAGCCAUUCCGGCCGAGCCAGGCGUGGGUAAUGAUCUCUUUACAAGGUAUCAGGCAGCCUACCCCGACUAUAAAGGGAACGCGGAAGAUUUCUUCACUUCAUACUGUUUUAUCAAGGAGAUCUGGACCCGCGAACCAGGGCCGAAGUUGAUCCAUCAAUGUCAUCUCGACGAUGCAGUCUUUCACCAUUUUCAUAGUUAUCGACCCUACGCAGGGACUGCAGGUACUGCAGCUGUGGGAUUUUUUGAAUUCUUCCAUGACUUCAUUGAAGAUCCAAGCCACCAUCAAAGGAUUAUAAGACCGUCUGCAUUCGAAAACCAAGGAGGGACACCGAGAAGGACGUCUGUGGGCGACGUCUCGUUACAUCAAGAAGGACAAUCUUUUGCUACUGCGCCUGUUUCGUCAACCAAGACAGGGAAACCAUUGACAGUGAAGGAAACCAUUGCUGUACAACAACAGCGGUUUAAGCAGCUUGUCCAAACCGGUGAGGCCAUUGAAGACCGCAUUGAUAGCAAUGACAGCAUUGAAAGAUGGCGCGAAGACGCUGCUCGCGCGCCUUCACCGGAACUGGGGACGCCCGACGUUGACAGGAGUCUCUCAACACGGACAACCCCAAGAAAGGGGUCUCCAGGGCCGGCGAUCAAGACCUCGAUGCCUCCCACACCCAACCCACCAGAGCCUCUUGAACCUUCACCGGGUCUAUUCGUCAAGCCACAAAACCGUGCAACAGAGAGCAGACCAAGACAGGUGACUGCCAAGACUGCCAAUACUACCAAGAGCUCAUCGGUACGGCCGAAGAAACGAGCAUCGCGUGGUUCUUGGAGAGGGACCAGCACGGCAUUCACAAAAUUCGAACAGGAGGUUGCGAAGUUGGCGGCUCAGGAGCGCAGGGCCUCUAGCGAAACUUGGGUUCCUUCGCGACGAGGAUAG